This is a messenger RNA of Sander lucioperca (pikeperch), 1149 nucleotides long. RefSeq names its product SERTA domain-containing protein 2-like. Gene Ontology annotation, molecular function: transcription regulator activity. Bases 299 to 1069 code for a protein of 256 amino acids. The transcript has 2 exons. Gene Ontology annotation, cellular component: nucleus. Lineage: Eukaryota; Metazoa; Chordata; Actinopteri; Perciformes; Percidae. The record is from RefSeq and is a predicted model, not a curated record.
GCGGUGUUAAUGGCGGUUCUCGCUGUCUUGACUGGCGAUCCUCGGGUGACAUAUCUCCUCCUCCGCUUCGCCAUUGUGUGUGUGGUGCUCGAUGUGUUGAGGUCGAGGCAGCCGCCGGGGCGACAGUGGCGGCGGCAGAGUACAAAUAAAUAAACAAACGGACUAUAACGGCUCGUUUUGUCCUCCGUCGUCUCGCCCUUCUUCCUCCUCCAGAUCGUCCGCCGAUCCCGCUACUGGCCUCCCCGACGACACCCAUGCAGCAGAGGAGCCCCUGGACGGGACUAGCUACAUGUGAUCCAUGUUGGGUUUCGGGGUGAAAAGGAAACUGGCCGAUGACGAGGAUCUGUUGGCGGCUGACGGCGGCGUCCUGUCCUCCGCCCUUCGGCGCCAGACGCUCCUCAACGUGUCUCUCGGCAAGCUGUACGCCCCUCGCACGGGCGCCGACCUCGGCCUUCAGCGCCGCGUCCUCAUCAACAACAUCGUCCGGCGCCUCCACGCCGACCUCAGACAGCACGGAGGCGCAGACGCCACAGCCGCGCUCUUCUUCUUCUCCGCCACGCCGCCCGUGGCCAACACCACCUCCACCAACGAGGACGAAAGCUUCCACCCGCCACCGCCGGCGUCCUCCUUCAGCCUCCUCUCCUCGCCGCUGACGCCCGCUUCGCUGUUAGAGGACGACCUGCCCGUGUUCUUCGCUCCUUCGCCGCAGCCUGCCUCCACCCCAAGGCCGCCCUCGCCGCCGCCGCCGCCCAAAGACAGCUUCUCCUCCGCCCUGGAGGAGAUCGAGGAGCUCUGUCCGUCCCCGCCGCAUGCGCCGUCUCUGAGGCGUGACAUCGGCGUGAAGGAGGAGGGGUGUGGCCUUCAGGAGAAAGCUCCGCCCCCUCUUCUUCCUCUGGCUCCCUCGCCGGCCGGCUCUUUCCUGACGGACUUCGCCCUGGACGACGUGCUCUUCACGGACAUCGACACGUCCAUGUACGACGUCGGCGCCCGGCCCGGCGCCCAGACACAGCCGUUCAAAAUGGACCUCGCCGAGCUCGACCAGAUCAUGGAGGUUCUGGUCGGCAGCUGAGACGCAGACGAUGUAAACUUUAUGUUUCUGGACAUUUUUAGGCCUUUCUUCGACAGGACAGCUGAGGACAUGAAAGGAGA